ACCACUGCAGUGCAGACAAGACUCUCUAUGCCGCACAAUACAACAGACAACAUGGGAGACUUCCAGCAGUUGGAGCAGGACUUCUACCAGACCGGGUACUACUUGGACCAGCAUGGCCGCGCCGUGGCCUUGGACUAUGACCAGUCUGCAAGUGAUCUUUAUAGCAACCAUGGACCAGAUGUUCCAGAACCUUCAACGGAGCUCUUCUACCAACCUGCUCAGGGCAAAGAAGCACAUUUUCCAGAUGUGGAGCCUCCACUUCUUCAAGAACUUGGCAUCAGUUUUGAUGACAUCUGGCAGAAGACGGUGACGGUGCUGAAUCCAUUCAAGCCUGCAGACGGCAGCAUUAUGAACCAAACAGAUUUGACGGGUCCCGUUUUAUUUUGUGUGGCACUGGGCUUGACUUUAAUGAUGGCGGGCAAGGUCCAGUUUGCCUACGUGUACGGGAUGAGCGCUAGCGGCUGCAUUGUCAUGUACACCCUGCUGAGUCUGAUGAGCGCUAUGUCCGUGUCUUUCGGCUGUGUGGCCAGCGUCCUGGGCUACUGCCUUCUGCCCAUGGCCGCCCUCUCUGCAUUUGCUGUCGUCUACUCUCUGCAGGGUGUCCUCGGCACAGUUCUGGCUCUGUUGGUGAUCUGUUGGUGCAGUUUCUCAGCCUCCAAGAUUUUCACCUCCACCCUGGCUAUGGACGGCCAGCAGCUGUUGGUGGCCUACCCAUGUGCCCUGCUCUAUGGGCUUUUUGCUUUACUGACAGUAUUCUAAAGACAACCUGUAGCAAUGCAGUGUGGUCUUUCAACACUUUUGCACUUUUUAGAAUAACUACAGGGUCAGUAUUGCUAAUACAGAUACUGAUACCAAUACUAAUUGAAUGACAUCGUAAUAUACCCUUAAUUUGGAUUGCCAUUUGGAUGGAUUCAUCCGCCACUAUUUUGAACUGUUCGAAUACAAUUCUAAAUCUUAUUUCUUCUCCUUUAUAAUAACAUGAAAUGCUCAGUCAUUCACAAACAAGGACGGGGCGAGGGUCACCACUUUGUCAACAAAUGCCUGAGCAAAUUGUUGAACAGUUUAAGAACAACCUUUCUCAAGCAGCUAUUGCAAGGAAUUUAGGGAUUUAACCAUCUAUGCUCCGUAAUAUCAUCAAAGGGUUGAGAGAAUGUGGAGAAAUCACUGCACGUAAGCAGCUAAGCCCGUGACUUUCCAUCCCUCAAGCUGUACUGCAUCAAAAAGCCACAUCAGUGUGUAAAGGAUAUCACCACAUGGGCUCAGGAACACUUCAGAAACCCACUGUCAGUAACUACAGUUGGUCGCUACAUCUGUAAGUGCAAGUUAAAACUCUCCUAUGCAAGGCGAAAACCGUUUAUCAACAACACCCAGAAACGCCGUCGGCUUCGCUGGGCCUGAGCUCAUCUAAGAUGGACUGAUACAAAGUGGAAAAGUGUUCUGUGGUCUGACGAGUCCACAUUUCUAAUUGUUUUUGGAAACUGUGGACGUCCAAAGAGGAAAAGAACCAUCCCGGAUUGUUCUAGGGUGAAAGUGUAAAAGGCAGCAUGUGUGAUGGUAUGGGGGUGUAUUAGUGGCCA
Messenger RNA from Entelurus aequoreus (snake pipefish), 1577 nucleotides. Its product is annotated as protein YIPF7-like. NCBI's taxonomy places the organism in Eukaryota, Metazoa, Chordata, Actinopteri, Syngnathiformes, Syngnathidae. Bases 28 to 759 code for a protein of 243 amino acids. Gene Ontology annotation, cellular component: membrane; trans-Golgi network. The record is from RefSeq and is a predicted model, not a curated record. The transcript has 6 exons. Gene Ontology annotation, biological process: endoplasmic reticulum to Golgi vesicle-mediated transport; vesicle fusion with Golgi apparatus.